AUGCCGCCGCUGACCGCGGUCGUCACUGGUGCCAACAAAGGCAUCGGCCUGGAGAUCGCGCGGCAGCUGGCGCAGCACAGCGGCACCCGCACCGUGCUGACCGCCCGGGCGGCCGACCGCGGGCAGGCGGCGGCGGCAGAGGUGAAGCUGGGCUACUGCGCCACCGACAUGUCCAGCUGGCGCGGCACGCAGUCGGCGGCGCAGGGGGCCGACACGCCCGUGUGGCUGGCCCUGCUGCCGGCCUCCGAGAACGAAGCCAUCACGGGGCGCUUCUGGAGCGGGCGCAGGGAGGAGCCCUUCUGA
This is a messenger RNA of Chlorella variabilis, 303 nucleotides long. RefSeq lists its product as hypothetical. The record is from RefSeq and is a predicted model, not a curated record. Gene Ontology annotation, molecular function: oxidoreductase activity. The coding region runs from base 1 to 303 and encodes 100 amino acids. The transcript has 3 exons. NCBI's taxonomy places the organism in Eukaryota, Viridiplantae, Chlorophyta, Trebouxiophyceae, Chlorellales, Chlorellaceae.